AUGACUAAGCACAACAUCACCCAAUAUCCUUCUGAUCUUCUCUUCUCCACACUCCCGUCACUUGCUAUCCCCAAGUUCGAAACACCAAUUGGAGCCAAAACCGCCAUUGCUCUACCAUCCAAGAUGGUACUCAACGACACGUCACCGCAGUCCGAGUCCGGAACCUCCAGCGCGUCAUCUCAAAAUGGCUCCGAAUCAUACAGCAGCGGCUACAUCCCAAUACCCGGGUAUCCCCUCGUGCUCAAGACCGAAUGCCUUUCCCGCCCCGACCUAUUCACGCUGUACUUCGGCUUCUUCGGCCAGAGCAACUGGCUGCACAAGAACAGCGCACACGUCCGCGACCGCAUAGAAUCGUGCAAAGUCAUGAUCAACCGGCUCCCCACGCAGGAAGAGCUCGACGCCUUCGUCUACCACGGCAGCAAAUACAUCUACCACCAGCGCCUCGGCGCGCCCUACUCCGGCGCCAUUGGCACGGCGUACCUGUACUGGCGCGUGCGCAACUCAGGCGUCGUCGCGCACCUUGCCCCCGGCUUGAAACCGGGACAGAAGCCGUCGCCGGCGCAGGUGCUUGCGGCUGUGAAGCUGUACUCGACGAUUGAGCCGGCGAAUUUCAGACAGUUGAUGGUUUGGGGAUCGUUUAGGUGGCUCUUCUGGGUGGCGGCGGGUUCGGUGGUGACGGGUGUGUGGGGGAUGUUCCAUGAUCUGAAGGAGACAAUGGGUGAUCCAAGGCUAAAGCAGUUCUUUGCGGAGAUGCGCGACAAGGAUCCAGAGGAGGUGCGCAAGCGGAAGAUCCAGAGGGUUGUGGAGAGAAAUAAAGCGGCCAAGGAGGCGGCGGAGCGGCGGGCGCAGGGCUUGCCGCCUGUAGAGGUUGGGAUGGAUCAGGGUGCCAGUGCGGGAGGGGGUUACGCUGAAAGCCAAGAGUAUGGCCAGGGUGCUGGGCCGUAUGGGUCUUUGGAUUCUUACUCUUCUUCCUCUGCACGGGAGUCUGCUCCGUCGGCGUCGUGGGAUAAGCCUGCUAAUCUGGGGCGCUUGUACGGUGAUAGGUCCUCGACAGAGGCGAUGCGUGGUGUUACUUCUGUCGAUCAGAACAAGGGUACGGACUUCUUCGAGAGCGAUGAUGCGAGUCCCGUUGCGGCGGAGUAUCGAUUAGGCGGGGACUCGCAAGGAAGUGCCUGGGAUCGCAUCAGACAGCAGGCCGGACAGGAUAGCAGGCUAGGGUCGGCGUGGACUCGGUCCGUCAAUGAGAGGCAACAGCGCGAACAGGAUAGUGGCCCAGGCUCAGCAUGGAGCGGGGUCUCUUCAACACCAGACAGUGAGAGGCGACAGCGCGAACAGGCCCAGGCCGAAUUUGACCGCCUGCUAGAGGCCGAGAGAAACAUGGCCGCCGGUGACUCCGAGGGGAGAGAGAAGAAGGGAUGGGGAAGAUGGAAUUGA
Aspergillus fumigatus Af293 is the source of this 1434-nucleotide messenger RNA. Its product is annotated as putative endo-1,3(4)-beta-glucanase. The record is from RefSeq and is a predicted model, not a curated record. NCBI's taxonomy places the organism in Eukaryota, Fungi, Ascomycota, Eurotiomycetes, Eurotiales, Aspergillaceae. Bases 1 to 1434 code for a protein of 477 amino acids. The transcript has a single exon.